Molecule: messenger RNA, 990 nt
Organism: Aspergillus tanneri
Lineage: Eukaryota; Fungi; Ascomycota; Eurotiomycetes; Eurotiales; Aspergillaceae
Gene: aspf4
Product: allergen Asp F4
Exons: 1
Coding region: 1-990 (329 amino acids)
Cellular component (GO): extracellular region
Molecular function (GO): IgE binding
Source: RefSeq, a predicted model, not a curated record
AUGCAGCUCAAGAACUCGAUUCUCUUGCUGACAGCUGUGUCGGCCGGCUCCGCCGUCGCCCGUCUGCACGGCCACGAGCGCCGUCAUGCUCACCCGGUCGAGAAGCGUGCUGUCGGCGACAUCGUCCGUGUCGAGAUGGGUGGCAAGAUGGUCUCAUGGAUCAACGAAUGGUCCGGAGCUCCUGCCACUGGUGCCCCCGCUGAGCCCGCUCCCACCCCUUCUGAGUCCGAGACCGGUUCUACGCAAGUCAUCUCCGUCGGCACCGUCCCAACUGACGGCAGCCAGUCGACCACCCCCAAGGAUGGAAGCUGCAAGAACUGGUACGACAGCGCCUCUCAGUUCACCGACGAGGGCUUCGGUAAAAGCACCAUAGACAACAACAAGGAGUACGUUGCAUAUGCUGGCAAUGUCGGUAGCCCUUGGGGCAGCAACAUCCAGGAGGUUUCCGAGUCCAACGCCUGCAACUACCGCUACGUCGUCGCCAUUAACGGCAAUGAGAAGGACCCCUGGACCUUGGUCUUCUGGAAUAAGAUUGGCCCCGAUGGUGGCAUUAACGGCUGGUACAGCGGUAACUCUGCUCUUACUCUUACCAUCAAACCCGGUGAGACCAAGUACGUGGCCUUCGCCGGUGACUCCCAGGGUAGCUGGGGUGCCGCCAAGGGUAACAAGCUUCCCACCGAUCAGUUUGGCGGCUAUGCCUGCACCUGGGGUGAAUUCGACUUCGGCAACAGCAAAAACAGCCGUAACCUCCGCGACGGCGAGACCUGGUCUGGCUGGGACGUUUCCGCCAUUCAGGCUAUGAACGCCAAGCUUGAUGUCCAGGGAAUGAAGAUCUGCCAGCACGGCGACCGUGGCUGCUCCAGCAUUAGCAACCAGGCCAAGAAUGUGGUCAACGCCUAUACUAAUGCCGAGGCGGGUAUGGAUGAGAUUGGUGGCACCUACAAGGGCAAGGAGGGACUGCGUCUGCAGGUCCAAAUUGACUAUGAGUAA